This is a messenger RNA of Entamoeba invadens IP1, 1533 nucleotides long. RefSeq names its product rap GTPase-activating protein, putative. Lineage: Eukaryota; Evosea; Mastigamoebida; Endamoebidae. The record is from RefSeq and is a predicted model, not a curated record. Gene Ontology annotation, molecular function: GTPase activator activity. Gene Ontology annotation, cellular component: cytoplasm. The coding region runs from base 1 to 1533 and encodes 510 amino acids. The transcript is spliced from 4 exons. Gene Ontology annotation, biological process: activation of GTPase activity; regulation of small GTPase mediated signal transduction.
AUGACUGGAACAACACCUACCAUCAAUUUAGACGACUUGAUGACUGAACAAAAAAUGGUGACUGUUGACGAUUUACUGAAGGAAGCAAAAGAAGAGCAAAAGAAAGACGAUGAAUUGAAAGAGCAAGAGUUGACAAAGCAAAAAGAAAAAGAUGACCAAAGUAAAAAGGAUGCACAAACAACACCCAAAACUGAUGAAGAGAAUACAAAAGUCGAAAAAGUGCAAUCUCCAGAAACACCCACCACUCCUUCUCAUGAUGUUAUAACCCCAAUUUCACCAGAAAAAACUAUUAAAAAACAGCUCACAGUUCAGUUGUGUCAUUUCAAGUCCGACAUCGUCGCUGUCCACCCCGUCAAAAACGUCGUCUAUUUCAAUCGAAAAGCACUCAAAUCAAAGUCCCAUUUAUUCGGUCUUAUCGACUCAACCAGUUUCGACGUCCUCACGACCGAUCCGUGGUCUUCCGUCUUUACUCAAUCAGAGGAUUGGACUCAUGAACCCAUCGAAGACACAAUUGUAGACACUUCUGUGCUCAAUGACAGAUUCAAUGUGGAGACUAAUCGGCAUUCAGUCACUUUCCACAAGCAACAAUAUAAAAUCCCCAUCGUCGAUGCAGAGUCUGAAUACCCUUUUUACGAAACAUAUUUUUACCACAAAAAAAGUGUCAAGCAUUAUAUUGAUAAGGAGAAUAUGAUCCUCCUCUCUGUCGACGAGUCAACGAAGUACAAGAAAGCGAUACUUCGGUCUGCAAAGGAAAUGACCAAAUUAAUUAUUCCGCCCGAUACGGAUAUUGGAAAGUACCGUAACAUCUUUCCUAAGAACUCUAAAGUGGUGAAGUACAAUAACAUUCCAGCGAUAGACGAAGAACUUUAUACGAUAGAAACGAUGAGUCUGAAUCGCCAAUACAAAUUUGGAGUGGUGUAUGUCAAACCGAAUCAAGACGAGAGUCAAAUCUUUUCGAAUGACAAAGACCUUUCGAUCAAGUUUUACGAACUUUUGGACCUUUUGGGAGAUCGCAUUGAACUGAAAGGGUUUACGGGAUAUAGUGGGGGACUCGACGUCAGAUAUAAUGAGACGGGGAAGGAGAGUUACUGCUCGACGUAUUUUGUGAAUCAAGUCAUGUUCCACGUCGCACCACUUCUUCCACCGACUAUAGGAGAACAACAAUUAGAACGAAAGAGACAUGUUGGGAAUGACAUUGUAGUCUUAGUCUUUUUGGAAGAAGGCGUUAAGUCGUUUGAUCCACGACUCUUUACGUCUCAUUUCAAUCACGUCUUUGUUAUCGUCCAACCAAUUAAUGAAGAGACGUAUGACGAAUACUUAAGAGUGUCAGUCGUGUGUAAACCAUCAAUACCACCAUUCUGUCCUUUCAUCGAUACAGGGGUCUAUAAAUAUGGAGAGAGGUUGCGUCACUUCUUAAUGCAAAAAUUGAUAAACGGCGACAGAACUACUCUCAAAUAUCCACCUUUCAAAAAUAACGCGGAAAACACGAGGAGACAACAAAUCAGUGUCAUCGCACAAAAGCUCAGCAAUUAA